Messenger RNA from Frieseomelitta varia, 1490 nucleotides. RefSeq names its product ATPase ASNA1 homolog. Lineage: Eukaryota; Metazoa; Arthropoda; Insecta; Hymenoptera; Apidae. Gene Ontology annotation, cellular component: GET complex. Gene Ontology annotation, molecular function: ATP hydrolysis activity; ATP binding. Gene Ontology annotation, biological process: post-translational protein targeting to endoplasmic reticulum membrane. The transcript is spliced from 8 exons. Bases 403 to 1410 code for a protein of 335 amino acids. The record is from RefSeq and is a predicted model, not a curated record.
AGGCUCAUGCUCAGAUGAGUUUCGUGAUAAAAGUUUGAUUUGUAACGAACCGUAAUCUGUUCGAUAAUAUUCGUAAUGUUUCUAUAACGAAAAUUAUUUGCCAUCCUAAAAAUUAGCGAAGAUAUACACUAAUCUAAAAACGAUUACAUUUUUACAUUUUUCAUGCUCGCAGACAAUCCAAAAUUUGAUUUGUAACGAACUGGAAUCGCCUAGGGAAAGUUGAUACAAUAAAAAUUUGAUUUGCAACGAAUGAACUGUGAAUAAACUAUAAGCUGUUCUCGUAAUUAAAAUAAAAACAUCGACAUCUUUCAACGAACGACGUAAGACGUAGACUAGCGACAUAGUUACUAUAGUAAAUGACGUGUUAAAAUUGAGAGCACGGUUCUUCGCCGCUUGACGAACAUGAGCAUGAACGAUGGAGAAGUGAUCGAGUACGAGCCGUCGAUCAAGAACGUAAUCGAACAACGAUCCCUGCGAUGGAUAUUCGUCGGUGGCAAAGGCGGAGUUGGCAAAACGACGUGCAGUUGCUCGUUGGCUGUGCAAUUAUCAAAAGUCAGAGAGAACGUGCUAAUCAUAUCUACCGACCCGGCGCACAAUAUCUCCGACGCGUUCGACCAAAAGUUCAGCAAAAUUCCAACGAAAGUGAAGGGUUUUGAGAACCUCUUCGCCAUGGAAAUAGAUCCGAAUGUGGGCAUCACCGAGUUACCGGAAGAAUACUUUGAAAGUGAAGCAGGAGGUGAAGCCAUGAGAUUAAGUAGGAGCAUAAUGCAAGAGAUUGUAGGAGCAUUCCCUGGUAUAGAUGAAGCGAUGAGUUACGCAGAAGUGAUGAAGUUGGUCAAAGGGAUGAAUUUCUCCGUUGUUGUUUUUGAUACUGCACCCACUGGUCAUACUUUAAGAUUAUUGUCGUUCCCGCAUGUAGUAGAGAAAGGAUUGGGAAAAUUAAUGCGUCUGAAAAUGAAGAUCAGCCCUUUCAUUACACAGAUUAGUUCAUUAUUAGGAAUGACAGAUUUCAAUGUGGAUACAUUCUGUAACAAAAUAGAGGAGAUGCUUGUUGUCAUUCGACAAGUUAAUGAACAGUUUAAAAAUCCCGAUCAAACUACGUUUGUUUGUGUGUGUAUAGCGGAAUUUUUGUCACUGUAUGAAACAGAAAGGCUUGUGCAAGAGUUAACAAAAUGUGGUAUAGAUACCCACAACAUCAUAGUGAAUCAGUUGUUAUUCUUGAAAGAAGGCGAUGUACCUUGCAGAUUAUGUCUUGCCAGGCAUAAAAUACAAGACAAAUAUCUAGAACAGAUAAUGGAUCUUUAUGAAGAUUUUCAUAUCACCAGACUUCCUUUAUUAGAAAAAGAAGUUCGAGGAGUCCAACAAGUCAAAGAAUUUUCGGAAAAUCUUGUUAAACCAUAUAAAUCUUAACGUCUGUAUAAUUAACAUUUCGUAAAAAUAUAUAACUUUGACAUGUAACCAAAAAUUUUUCAAACUAAAGAAAUCUUAUA